AUGGACAUGAAUCAAACAAUAGCCUGGAGUUUUCCAACCAAAUUCUUUCUCAAAAAGCUUUCUUUGAGUGAUAAACAAAUACAACAGGAGCUGGAUAAAUAUUGAUGAUGUACUCCUCUCUUGCAUAAGUAAAGAGCUAAAUCCACAAUAUCAUGAUCUUCAAAGGAAAGCAAAGAAUUAAAAUCAAUAGUCUCAAUUAUUCCUUCUAUAUCUAAAAUAGCUCCUGUGAAACAACCAGAAAGGAAGGCAAACCUUCCUAAUUUCGAAGAAAAUUUAACAAAGAUUCUUCAAUCAAUUUUGAAUGGAAACGAGCUAGUAUUUGAAGGGAGAGAUAAAACUAACAGAGGACUGCAUAAAGGAAGAUCCCAGAGAAGACCCAAGUACAUUGGAGUGUUAACAAACAACCAAAGAUGGCAGUCUCUUACCAAUGUUGGCCACACAAAAAGAUACAUUGGUACUUUCUGAGCUGAAGAACAAGCUGCUCUUUUUCAUGAUUUUUAUUCUAUAGGAAUGCAUCUACAAGAAUCAAAAACAAACUUUUCAUACACUGC
Molecule: messenger RNA, 551 nt
Organism: Moneuplotes crassus
Lineage: Eukaryota; Ciliophora; Spirotrichea; Euplotida; Euplotidae
Source: the annotation of a GenBank genome assembly